CAUACCGGAGACUGCCGCUGCAAGCGCGGCCCCGCCGAGGAAGGAAGCAGCCGGCUGGGGAGGUGAAGCUCGCGUGGCGUGGGCAGUGAAGCAGUGACAUCAGACAACAGAUGGGCGGUGUGAUGAGAGCUUCCCAGAGGAUUGGACCUGGCCAGGAGAGUCGGCCCGGAGGCCACGUGCUGCUGCCUUGCUGAAAAAAGGAAGCCGGGACAAGCCGUGCCACGCAGGAAGUGGAGCCCCGUCUACAGCCGCACCAUUGAUGGAGGACAGAUGGACAGCCUGUUGGCCACUCACGCCUCCACUUGAGCCUCUGCAGAGUGCCUGUUUGUCACGGGCCAGGCACCUGGCACGAGCCGGCAGUGGCUUUCUGAACCCUGUGGUCGGACAGACGUAGAGUGAGCCCGCAGCGCACGUCCGGACCUGACACUUGCGUGCCCGCCACCAUGAGUGCCGAGGGCUAUCAGUACCGGGCGCUGUAUGACUAUCAGAAGGAGAGGGAUGAAGACAUUGACCUGCACCUGGGGGACAUCCUGACCGUGAAUAAAGGAUCCUUGGUCGCACUGGGAUUCAGUGAUGGGCAGGAGGCUCGGCCAGAAGAAAUCGGCUGGUUAAAUGGUUAUAAUGAGACCACCGGGGAGAGAGGCGACUUCCCGGGCACUUACGUUGAGUAUAUCGGAAGGAAGAGGAUUUCGCCUCCCACUCCGAAGCCUCGGCCGCCUCGACCCCUUCCUGUGGCGCCAGGUUCUUCGAAACCGGAGGCUGACACUGAGCAUCCAGCUUCGACACUUCCAGAUCUGACUGAGCAGUUCGCCCCUCCUGACGUCGCCCCACCUCUUCUGGGGAAGCUUGUGGAAGCCAUCGAGAAGAAAGGUCUGGAAUGUGCGACCCUCUACAGAACACAGAGCUCCAGCAGCCCGGCAGAACUACGGCAGCUUCUCGAUGGUGACGUAGCGGCCGUGGACUUGGCAGUGACGGAUGUGCACGUGUUAGCCGAUGCCUUCAAACGCUAUCUCCUGGACUUACCCAAUCCCGUCAUUCCCAUAGCCGUGUACAGCGAGAUGGUCUCCUUAGCCCAAGAAAUACAAAGCCCCGGAGACUAUAUGCAGGUGUUGAAGAAGCUCAUCCGCUCGCCUGGCAUCCCUCCUCAGCACUGGCUCACGCUGCAACAUUUGCUCAAACAUUUCUUCAAGCUCUCGCAGGCCUCCAGCAAGAAUCUCCUAAGUGCCAGAGUGCUCGCCGAGAUCUUCAGCCCUAUGCUUUUCCGAUUCCCUGCAGCCAGCCCCGAGAACACGGAACACUUCGUUAAAGCUAUAGAGAUUCUGAUCUCCACUGAGUGGAAUGAGCUGCAGCCUGUACCAGCACUGCCUCCCAAGCCACCCAAACCCACUCCUGUAGUCAACAACGGUAUGAAUAACAGUAUGUCCUUGCAAGAUGCUGAAUGGUACUGGGGCGACAUCUCAAGGGAAGAAGUGAAUGAGAAGCUUCGGGAUACGGCGGACGGAACCUUCUUGGUACGAGACGCUUCUACAAAAAUGCACGGGGAUUACACGCUUACACUAAGGAAAGGAGGAAAUAACAAAUUAAUCAAAAUAUUUCACCGGGAUGGGAAGUAUGGCUUCUCUGACCCAUUAACCUUCAACUCUGUGGUGGAACUAAUAAACCAUUACCGGAAUGAAUCCCUGGCGCAGUACAAUCCCAAGCUGGAUGUGAAGUUGCUUUACCCAGUGUCCAAAUACCAGCAGGAUCAGGUUGUUAAAGAAGAUAAUAUUGAAGCUGUAGGGAAAAAAUUACAUGAAUAUAACACUCAGUUUCAAGAAAAAAGUCGAGAAUAUGAUAGAUUAUAUGAAGAGUAUACCCGCACUUCGCAGGAAAUCCAGAUGAAAAGAACAGCUAUUGAAGCAUUUAAUGAAACCAUCAAAAUAUUUGAAGAACAGUGCCAAACCCAGGAGCGGUACAGCAAGGAAUACAUAGAGAAGUUUAAACGCGAAGGCAAUGAGAAAGAAAUACAAAGGAUCAUGCAUAAUUAUGACAAGUUAAAGUCGCGAAUCAGCGAGAUCAUUGAUAGUCGGAGGCGGCUGGAGGAAGACCUGAAGAAGCAGGCAGCCGAAUACCGGGAGAUUGACAAACGCAUGAACAGCAUUAAACCAGAUCUCAUCCAGCUGAGAAAGACCAGAGACCAGUACCUGAUGUGGUUGACUCAGAAGGGUGUCCGGCAGAAGAAGCUGAACGAGUGGCUGGGCAACGAGAACACGGAAGACCAAUACUCACUGGUGGAAGAUGACGAGGACUUACCUCACCAUGAUGAGAAGACUUGGAAUGUUGGCAGUAGCAACCGGAACAAAGCCGAGAACCUGCUUCGAGGGAAGCGAGACGGUACCUUCCUGGUCCGCGAGAGCAGCAAGCAGGGCUGCUACGCCUGCUCCGUGGUGGUGGACGGCGAGGUCAAGCACUGCGUGAUCAACAAGACAGCCACCGGCUAUGGCUUCGCCGAGCCCUAUAACCUGUACAGCUCCCUGAAGGAAUUGGUGCUACAUUACCAACACACCUCGCUCGUGCAGCACAAUGACUCUCUCAACGUCACACUAGCCUACCCGGUAUAUGCACAGCAGAGGCGAUGAAGCGCUCACCCUCCUCGAUCCUUCUCCUCAAGUUCAAACACCCUCGAGGCCUCUGGGAAGCAAAGGGCUCCUCUCCAGCCUGAGCACUGAGCUGCAGAUGGGACUUCGAGC
This is a messenger RNA of Ochotona princeps (American pika), 2729 nucleotides long. It is a transcript of the gene PIK3R1, whose product is annotated as phosphoinositide-3-kinase regulatory subunit 1. Bases 444 to 2618 code for a protein of 724 amino acids. Gene Ontology annotation, biological process: insulin receptor signaling pathway; phosphatidylinositol phosphate biosynthetic process. Gene Ontology annotation, cellular component: phosphatidylinositol 3-kinase complex. Lineage: Eukaryota; Metazoa; Chordata; Mammalia; Lagomorpha; Ochotonidae. The transcript has 16 exons. Gene Ontology annotation, molecular function: protein binding; 1-phosphatidylinositol-3-kinase regulator activity. The record is from RefSeq and is a predicted model, not a curated record.